GUGAGGUAUCGGACUCUCAUGCAAGAUCUCGAGGAUCGCUUGGACCUUGCAGAACUGGAACUAGAUGACCCGUUCGAGAUUGCAAUUAGUCAGGACGCGAGGAAAGUUGUAACGCCAGGAUUUCAUGAGAAUCACCUUUCAGGGAGGGGCUUACCUAAGAUUUUAGCGAGGGUAAUCUUUUCUCCCGGUGAUGAUUUGCGGUUGAAUAUUGCCGCGGAAGUCCCACUUGGGGACACCGGGAUAAUGACCUCGUCUCAACCAAUUCGGUACAUGAAAAACCUGAUGUUAAUGCUCGUGACCUGGGGGGAAAGAAAGUGGGUAUCCAAGGGGAUGCAUGAAUAUCAGAGAAAAGACGAACAACUGCUCUCUUUGGAAUUCUGCGAUUAUUGUAUGUGCAUAACCUCGGAGGUCAGAGAGUUCAGUGAUAGUCCUUCGUUGGAAACUUCUCCUCGGUUUCCUCAGCUUUCCAUUGCCGUUUUAAUUUCCUUAUUCGAGCCUGGGCGGAGUGAUCAGAUUGGUUGUCGGGUGGAGACUCUGGAGAUCUUAACCCAAUUCUCAUCCCAAAUCUUGCGUUCUACCAAUCUGCUGCUGAGAAUUCCGUGGUCGAGCAAAAAACUUCCAGACUACAUUGGAAUGUUGAACUCUUGGCAUCAGGAGGCCACUCAAGUUCAGGGUCCGGGGUCUAGAAGAAGCUUCAGGAACUGCACGAGUCGCCGACUGAGGAAAACACGCUGGGGUAGAUUGCGAGCCAUGGGGCAGCGAAAUCUAACAUGGUUAUGCUUGCAUAACUACUUAGAUAAGCGUUUGCUGAUGUAUGCGGUUGGCGUCUGUUUUCAUUGUUGCAUUCUGAGCCCGUUUAUGAAGACAAAGCCGCAUUAUGACUACAUGUUCGAAGAGGCUCGCUCGCUCCUUGGCCGCGCACCUGACGUCAAGCAAAAAACUCGCCUUGCGUGGGAAUUCGCCAGGGCCAUGAAAUGGUUUGGUGAGGUCAUCUAUAGAGAAAUACCUGAGGAAGACUUUUGUCAAUUCUGGGAAGAUAUGUACAUUCCCUUUCUCCAUUGGUGCCGCCGCAAUCGGAGGAGAGGUCAUCAUCAUCAUGACGGCCAUUCGUGCAGGACUUGGGAUGCAGGUUUCUGGAAACUUACCUAAUUGUGAGGGACAUAUUUUUUUUGUUAGUUUUUGGUGCAAAUGGACAAUAUUGCGUACGUGCGUGCGAUUUCACGACAAAGGAGCAGGAGGGGACAAGAUAUCGCACAGUCAUAGCAAUAUUUGGGUGGACUAAUCCUGAUCCCACGCCUAAAUAGUCAUCCUAUAUAAGUGCAGCCGGACCUCACCGGACUAGAAUUUCGAAGAUACAUCGAUGGAAGAGGCUUUUCGACAUUUGGCACCGGCCACGAACAACAUUGUAGUAUCUCAUGUGAAUCGGGAUUGAAAUCGCUGUCCAAUGUUUCGACCAACACGGCCGGCUUCACUUCCUUCUCUUCCUCUCGCUCACUGUAUCUCACACACGAGCACUCAUUUCCCGCUCUAUUUUGGCUUUUGUCCA
Rhodamnia argentea is the source of this 1546-nucleotide messenger RNA. RefSeq lists its product as uncharacterized. NCBI's taxonomy places the organism in Eukaryota, Viridiplantae, Streptophyta, Magnoliopsida, Myrtales, Myrtaceae. The transcript is spliced from 3 exons. The record is from RefSeq and is a predicted model, not a curated record. The coding region runs from base 19 to 1149 and encodes 376 amino acids.